CAGCAGAGGAGUGGCACUUUGAUAUGGGUGUGAUUUUGUUUGGUCAGGAUGAAUACACCAUGCUAUGACUUUAGGUUUGUAGAGGUCUUCCUCGAAGGAUCAGAUCGUCUAUCAGAUAAGUUUGCAGCAAGAUCGCUGAUAAAAGCUGGCACGCAAUGAGUCCUGCUGCAGCCGUGUCAGGAUGCAGAAAGCAUCUCUUUGGUCUUGUAGGAUCCAUGUUCCUCAUCGUGUUGUUCUUUUACCAGUGGAACACGUCUGAAGAGAGGAGAGCAGAGAGGAUCUACCAGAAGCAGGAAGUGAGAAAGCAGCUGCUGAGAGACACGUGUGACAGAGACAAAGCUGCGUUUCCUGAAGAGAAGCAGGGUUGGGAAGACUUAAGUGACAGGGAGCUUAAUAACCUUUUGGUGGACGACGAUAAUGGCUUCAUCUUCUGUUACAUUCCAAAGGUGGCAUGUUCCAACUGGAGAAGAGUUAUGCAUGUCCUGAGAAGGGGUGAACCAUAUCAAGACCCCCUUUCAAUACCUCAAGGGUUGGUUCACAGUAUAAUCCCUCUUCUCACCAGCUUCCCAAGAGCAGAGAUGAAGGCAAAGAUGAAGCACUACACCAAGUUCAUCUUUGUCCGGGACCCGUUUGUGCGUCUCAUCUCAGCAUACCGGAAUAAAUUCGGAACUGUAAACGAGCCGUUCUACCAAUCCUACGCUAGGAAGAUGAUGCGUGUCUAUGGCAACCGCACAAAUCUGCCGAAGACGGCGGCUGAGGCCUUUUCGUCUGGCCUGCGCCCUUCAUUUUCCAACUUUAUCCAGUAUCUGGUGGACCCCACUACAGAUAAGAGGUGGUAUGAACCCCACUGGAGGCAGUUUCACCGCCUGUGCCACCCCUGCGCCAUAAAAUAUGAUUUUGUAGGACAUCAAGAGUCUCUUGAAGAUGAUGCCAUGCAGCUACUGACUCUCAUAAAGCUGGGGGACACCAUCAAAUUCCCUUCUUUCUAUCAAAACGUGACGACCCAUGACUUUGUGCGUGGCUGGUUUAGAGACGUGCCCCUGGAGGACAGAAGGACGCUGUACAAUAUCUAUCAAGAGGACUUCAAACUCUUUGGCUACAGUAUACCUGAGGAAUUGCUUAAUGGUUGA
Molecule: messenger RNA, 1130 nt
Organism: Notolabrus celidotus (New Zealand spotty)
Lineage: Eukaryota; Metazoa; Chordata; Actinopteri; Labriformes; Labridae
Product: carbohydrate sulfotransferase 12-like
Exons: 6
Coding region: 156-1130 (324 amino acids)
Biological process (GO): proteoglycan biosynthetic process; carbohydrate biosynthetic process
Cellular component (GO): membrane
Molecular function (GO): sulfotransferase activity
Source: RefSeq, a predicted model, not a curated record